Messenger RNA from Arvicanthis niloticus (Nile rat), 8620 nucleotides. RefSeq names its product ADAM metallopeptidase with thrombospondin type 1 motif 12 (gene Adamts12). Gene Ontology annotation, cellular component: extracellular matrix. Gene Ontology annotation, biological process: extracellular matrix organization; proteolysis. NCBI's taxonomy places the organism in Eukaryota, Metazoa, Chordata, Mammalia, Rodentia, Muridae. The record is from RefSeq and is a predicted model, not a curated record. Gene Ontology annotation, molecular function: metalloendopeptidase activity.
AGGAAAGGGAGAGAAUAAAAGCUCUCUGGUCUUGCCUGCUUCAGAAAGCCACUAGACCUGCUUUUGGGCAGCUUGCAGGGCCGCUCCCUUCCCACGCCUGGACCAUGCUCCGCUGCUGCGUCUUCCUACGCGGCCACAGGCGAGGACUCGAUAUCUGCAGCUGAGAGCUAAAACUUUUUUUUUUUUUUUUUUUUUUUUUUGACUUUUCUUUUCCCCCAACAACUGAACCAUGCCAUGUGCUCAGGGGAGCUGGCUGGCAAAGCUCUCGAUGGUGGCUCAGCUUUUUAACCUGGGGGCUUUUUGCCACGGGAGACAAACUCAGCCCUGGCCGGUUCGCUUCCCAGACCCGAGGCAAGAACACUUUAUCAAAUCCCUACCAGAAUACCACAUAGUGAGUCCAGUCCAAGUAGAUGCCGGUGGCCAUUUUCUGUCCUAUGGCCUGCAUCACCCUGUCACUAGCAGCAGGAAGAAGAGAGCUGCAGGUGGUUCUGGGGACCAGGUGUACUACAGAAUUUCACACGAAGAAAAAGACCUGUUUUUCAAUCUGACGGUCAACUGGGAAUUUCUUUCCACCGGCUAUGUCGUGGAGAGAAGAUAUGGGAACCUUUCCAGUGUUAAAAUGGUGGCUUCCUCAGGCCCACCCUGCCAUCUCAGGGGCACAGUUCUGCAGCAGGGCACCAUGGUCAGGCUCGGGACAGCAGCUCUCAGUGCCUGCCAAGGACUGACUGGAUUUUUCCAUCUACCACAUGGAGACUUUUUCAUUGAGCCUGUUAAAAAGCAUCCACUGACCGAGGAAGGGUACCACCCUCAUGUCGUAUACAGGAGGCAGAGCUCCAGAACUCCAGAGACAAAGGAGCCCACCUGCGGAUUAAAUGACAGUCUUGAUAAAUCUGUGAAGCAAGAGCUACAGCGGGAGAAGUGGGAGAGGAAAAACUUGCCAAGAAGAAGUCUCUCCCGACGCUCCAUAAGCAAGGAGAGAUGGGUGGAGACCCUCGUGGUGGCUGACACGAAGAUGGUAGAGUACCAUGGAAGUGAGAAUGUGGAGUCCUACAUCCUCACCAUCAUGAAUAUGGUCACUGGGUUGUUUCAUAACCCAAGCAUUGGAAAUCUAGUCCACAUUGUUGUGGUUCGACUCAUUCUACUUGAAGAAGAGGAGCAAGGAUUGAAAAUAGUUCACCAUGCAGAGAAGACACUGUCCAGCUUCUGCAAGUGGCAAAAAAGCAUCAAUCCCAAGAGUGACCUGAAUCCUGUCCAUCAUGAUGUGGCUGUCCUUAUCACCAGAAAGGACAUCUGUGCUGGUGUCAAUCGCCCCUGUGAAACUCUGGGGCUGUCCCAACUGUCAGGAAUGUGCCAGCCUCACAGGAGUUGCAACAUCAAUGAAGAUUCCGGCCUCCCCCUGGCUUUCACCAUUGCACAUGAACUUGGGCACAGCUUUGGCAUCCAGCAUGAUGGAAAGGAAAAUGACUGUGAGCCUAUGGGCAGGCAUCCAUACAUCAUGUCCCAACAAAUUCAGUAUGAUCCAACUCCACUGACAUGGUCGAAAUGCAGCAAGGAGUACAUCACUCGCUUCUUGGACCGAGGCAGGGGGUUCUGUCUUGAUGAUAUCCCCAGAAAGAAAGGCUUGAAGUCCAACGUCAUUGCCCCUGGAGUAAUUUAUGAUGUUCGUCACCAGUGCCAACUCCAAUAUGGCCCAAAUGCUACAUUCUGCCAGGAAGUGGAAAAUGUUUGCCAGACACUGUGGUGCUCAGUGAAAGGCUUCUGUCGCUCUAAGCUGGAUGCUGCUGCAGAUGGGACUCGCUGUGGUGAGAAGAAGUGGUGUAUGGCUGGAAAGUGUAUCACAGUGGGGAAGAAACCAGAGAGCAUCCCUGGAGGCUGGGGACGCUGGUCAUCCUGGUCACACUGUUCCAGGACAUGUGGGGCAGGAGCUCAGAGCGCAGAGAGGCUCUGCAACAACCCGGAACCAAAGUUUGGAGGGAAAUACUGCACCGGAGAAAGAAAACGCUAUCGCUUAUGCAAUGUCCACCCCUGUCGCUCAGACACUCCGACAUUCCGGCAGAUGCAGUGCAGUGAAUUUGACACAGUCCCCUACAAAAACCAAUUCUACCGCUGGUUCCCAGUGUUUAAUGCAGCACAUCCUUGUGAGCUGUACUGCAGACCCAUAGAUGAACAGUUUUCUGAGAAAAUGCUGGAUGCCGUCAUUGAUGGCACCCCAUGCUUUGAAGGUGGCAACAGCAGAAAUGUCUGUAUUAAUGGCAUAUGUAAGAGGGUUGGCUGUGACUAUGAGAUUGAUUCCAAUGCCACCGAGGAUCGCUGCGGCGUGUGUCUUGGAGACGGCUCUGCCUGCCAGACUGUGAAGAAGCUGUUUCGACAGAAGGAAGGAUCCGGUUACAUUGACAUCGGACUUAUUCCCAAAGGUGCAAGGGAUAUAAGGGUGAUGGAAAUCAAGGCAGCCGGCAAUUUCCUGGCCAUUAGGAGUGAAGACCCAGAAAAAUAUUACCUCAAUGGAGGGUUUAUUAUCCAGUGGAAUGGAAACUACAAACUGGCAGGGACUGUAUUCCAGUAUGACAGGAAAGGAGAUCUGGAGAAACUUAUGGCUCCCGGACCCACCAACGAGUCAGUGUGGCUCCAGCUACUAUUCCAGGUGACUAACCCUGGUAUCAAGUAUGAGUACACAGUCCGGAAAGACGGCCUUGACAAUGACGUGGACAAGUUGCUGUACUUCUGGCAAUUUGGCCGCUGGACAGAUUGCAGUGUAACAUGUGGAACAGGUAUCCGACGGCAGGCUGCUCAUUGUGUCAAGAAAGGCCAUGGGAUAGUGAAAACUACCUUCUGUAACCCAGAAACCCAGCCCAGCAUGAGACAGAAGAAGUGCUACGAAAAGGAUUGUCCACCCAGGUGGUGGGCAGGGGAGUGGGAAGCAUGUUCAACGACUUGUGGGCCCUACGGAGAAAAAAAGAGAACAGUGCUGUGCAUCCAGACCAUGGGCUCUGAUGAACAGGCUCUCCCUGCUACAGACUGCCAGCACCUGCUGAAGCCGAAGGCACUGGUUUCCUGCAACAGGGAUAUUCUGUGUCCAUCAGACUGGACAGUAGGCAACUGGAGUGAGUGCUCUGUUUCCUGUGGUGGUGGAGUGCGGAUUCGAAGUGUCACGUGUGCCAAGAACCUUAAUGAACCAUGUGACAAGACACGGAAACCCAACAGUCGAGCUCUGUGUGGCCUCCAGCAGUGCCCAUCUAGCCAUAGAGUUCUGAAACCCAAUAAAGAUACAGCUCCCAGUGGGAAGAAUCAAACAACAUCAGACCAUGACCCCUUUAAGCCCAUCCCAGCACCUACACCCAGGCCCACACCACUGUCCACACCCACAGUGCCUGAGUCUGUGAGCACAAGUACUCCUGCAAUCAACAGCCUUGGCUCCACCAUAGCAUCCCAAGAAGAUCCAGAUGGGAUAGGAUGGCAGAAUAAUUCAACCCAACCUGUAGUAGACUCCUACUUCCUUACUUCUUCUGGAAGCACCUCCCAGGCCCCCCUGACUUCCUGGUCUUUGAGUAUCCAGCCCGAUGAUGAAAAUGUUUCCAGUUCAGCUAUAGGUCCUACUGCAGAUGGUGACUUUGGGGCAACCACAACAAGUGAUUUUGGCUUAUCAUCUAGCAAUGCUGUGACAUGGCAGGUAACUCCAUUUUAUAGCACCAUGACCACAGAUCCAGAAAUGGAGAUACAUAGUGGUUCAGGGGAAGACAGUGACCAGCCUUUGAACAAGGACAAAAGCAACUCUGUGAUAUGGAACAAGAUCACAGUACCUGAACAUGAUCCUCCCAUGGAGAUGGAUGCAGAAAUACCACUUGGACCUCCACCAACAUCUUAUGUGAGGGAAGAGUCCUCAUGGCCUCCCGUCAGUACAAUGAUGGAAGGCUCAUUACCAGCCUGGUCCUUCAAAAAUGAGACACCCAGGGAUGAGGGGAUAAUCACUGAAAGAUCAAGGAAGAUUUCACUCCCUCUUGGAGGAGAUCCCCAGCCAGCACCCUCAGAGAAGUUAGGAAACCAUGGCCAAUUAGUAUUGCCAAAUGAUACAAGUCCAACCCAAGGCUCUGGGCCUGUCCUGACUGAGGAAGAUGCCUCCAGUCUGAUUGCUGAGGGAUUUUUGCUAAAUGCUUCUGAUUACAAGCAUCUUAUAAAGGACCACAGCCCUGCAUACUGGAUUGUUGGAAACUGGAGUAAAUGCUCCACCACCUGUGGUCUGGGGGCCUACUGGAGGACCGUGGAAUGUAGCACCGGGGUGAGUGCAGACUGUGUCACGAGUCAGAGGCCAGACCUUGCUAAGAAAUGCCACCUCCGUCCCUGUGCUGGCUGGCGAGUGGGAAACUGGAGCCAGUGCUCCCGAAACUGCAGCGGAGGCUUCAAGAUUCGUGAGGUUCAGUGCAUGGACAGCCUGGACCAUCACCGGAGCCUGAGGCCAUUUCACUGUCAAUUCUUGGCUGGCAUUCCUCCUCCACUGAGUAUGAGCUGUAACCUGGAGCCUUGUCAAGAAUGGCAAGUGGAGCCCUGGAGCCAGUGCUCUAGGUCCUGUGGAGGCGGUAUUCAGGAGAGAGGAGUGUCUUGCCCAGGAGGCUUCUGUGACUGGACAAAAAGACCUGCAUCUACUGUGCCCUGCAACAGACACCUUUGCUGUCAUUGGGCCACUGGGAACUGGGAGCUGUGUACCACUUCCUGUGGCGGUGGCUCUCAGAAGAGGACCGUUUAUUGCAUCCCCUCAGAAAACAAUACAACUGAAGACCAAGACCAGUGCCUCUGUGACCACCAAGUCAGACCCCCAGAAUUCCAAAAAUGCAACCAGCAAGCCUGCAGAAAGAGUGCUGAUUUAACUUGCAUGAAGGACAGACUUUCAACCAGCUUCUGCCAGACACUAAAAUCCAUGAGGAAGUGCUCUGUGCCAUCAGUGAGGGCCCAGUGCUGUCUCUCAUGUCCACAGGAGCAGAGCAUCCAUACCCAGAGGCAAAGAAAACAGCAGUUGCUCCAAAAUCGUGACACGCUCUAGGUUCAGAGAGAAGCCACCAUCAGCCUCCAUAGCCUGAUACCCAAGAACCUGGUCCAGACAGUCACUUCACUAACAUAUCACUUCAUACAUUCUAGGUUCAACUUCGGGUCAUAACAAAACAAAAUGCAAUGUGUGUAUCUAGCCACAAAGUGUUCCUCACAGAAAGCUUGGGGCCGGCUGUUCCCUGAUAGGAAGAUAAAGUAUUUCAGAGAUUGCUGCAGCAGUUGAGAUGAGUUCCUGUGGAAAGUGCCAGAUUAGGCAAGUCUGUAAAAAAUAUGUCUUCCCCCCCCCCUUUAAAGAUAAAAAUAAGAGACCAGUUUUUCCAAACUACCUCAAGAGUCUCAAGAAACAGCCACACUUACCCAGGAAGCAAAUAAUCUUUUAAAUUUGUCUUUGUGAAUAUAUCCUCCUUGGGUACCUUGGGUAGCCGCUGUUUAAAAGUCAUGGGGCAGUUUUUAGGAACAUCUGUCCAGUAGUCAAUAAGGACAGGAAGAGAAUGCUGGUUAUGGUGCUCAGUCUACUCUCCAUCCCUGUAGGACUUCACAACUGGAAACCAAGAACCGUUUGGAACGAACCAUGGAGAUUUGAGAUUAAGGAGACACAGACAUUAGAUGCAGCCUAGGGGGAUUGGAUUGGUGAUCAAGGAGUCUUUUUUUUUUUUUUUUUUUUUUUUUUUUUUUAAAUUUACUUCAGUUUCUAUUAAAAGUCUUAAAAAAAAAAAAAACCCACCAAUGAACAGAAAUCAACUUCUCACUAGCUUAAGAAAGAAAAUGUGUGGUCCUUGUUCCUCAAACUUCCCUGGCUUUGUCAGCUCGUCACAGAACAAAUGUGUGUUCCAGUCUGCCAGUCUUUCUCCUACCCUGUCCUUAUCAGGGUCAUGACCUCAGAUCCUGCCAUCAUCCCUGUGCAGGAAGAUGUAACACAAAAACUGCUACAACUAGGGUUGUGGCUAUCUAUACACCUUGUUUUUCUUUCCGGAGAGAACAAGUGAAGUUACAGGUUAAAUCACUUUUCAAAAUCAGGUAAAUUGUACCAAGUCUAGGAAUUUAGUAGAAAUUUAUAGUUUAGAAGAAAAAAAAGUUCUAAAGAGUGGGCAAGAUGACCUAUUUAGUGUGUCCAUUAGAGACUUUUAAAAGUCUCUUGCAAUUAGAGAGAUAAAGCUGGGGUAGAGUGCAUAUUUAGCACAGUUGUGCAAGGCUUCAAGUUUGGUCUCUAGCAACACAUGCAUGCAUGAAUAUACACACACAUGCGGAAUCAAAAAUGGAGGCUUACUUACCUUGUGGAGAGCAAGCAAGUCACGGGGGUCCAAAACACUGAAAUAGAAGUUAGCAUGCUGAUUUUAGACAUUACUCCUACUGAAGUCAGAGUAGGCUGUGAGCACAAACUCGGAGCAAAUUUCCAGGUGAGCCUAUAGCCUGAACCCAGAGAGAAAGGAUAAGUAGGUGGAGAGAUUCAAGCCCUGGGGAAAGACUUCAGAACCCGCUCUUGAUAGGAUAGGAAGCAAUGUGUGCCUUCCGGUGAUGGAUCACAUACGUUAGACCUAUGCACCAAUAUACAUUAAUUGUCUUUAUUCUGGAGUACAAUACCUCACAGCUCCCUGUAGUUAUCUAUCCAUUCAGCAGAAUGGUGCUAUUGAACUUGGUGCUAAUACCUAGAAGGUGUGAGAAGUAGCAGAAAUGUUAACAAAUAGUCAUGUGAAUGGCUAGGUGUCUACACACUUCCAGAUCGACAUACGCUUUGUGUAAGAUGGUGUUGCUGGCCAAUGCCAGUUUUAUUUGUCCUGAGGCCAUGAACGUAACAUUAUAUAGUAUGUGCUUUUAAACUUUUUUCAAGCCACUAGUAUGUAUUAUUAUGAUCAAUUCCUGUGGAAAAUAAAACACUGGGAUUUGGAUAAAAUUCAAGGUAUACCAGAAAUAGGAGAAAAAUACACAUUUACUGAAGCCAGGGAAUUUAUGUGUACUUAAGUAUACCUUCUUGCAUUCCGUCUUUACAUGAAAACAUUGCUGGCCAAUGACAAUCUCUGGUGAAAUAGCUAUUUUAGAGAAACACUUAGAUUAUUCUGUUAGUGGCAUAAAUGGAGAAAAAAGUAGAGGGAAACUUGACCUUCUCAUGAGGAAUUUUGCAAAGACUAGUAGUACAGGCUUUCAGAAGUAUUAAUUAGUAAGCCAUUUGAGUUUAAGUUAAACUGGUACUGUUCUAGAGAAAAGUACAUGACACCAGAGUCCUGGGCAUGACCAGGCAUAUGAAACUCAGGAACAAACUUGGAUUUCUGCUGACCUCAACAAACUAAAGUAGGCCAGAUUUCCCAAUGCAAAAUGUAGACCAUGUCAUUUGGGGCCCAUAUAGUAGAGCACAUUAUGAGUCGGUGGGAAGUGUCUGGCCAGGUGCUUCAUUCUAGAUCUUUCUCCAGUUUCUCAAGUACAGGAAAUAGGCCUCUGACCAUGCAUCAUGGACAUCCUCUUCCUACUAUGGUGAGACUGUCCUAUGGUGUGUGCCAUUUGUGUUUGCUGUAGGAGUCAUCAGUCAGCUGCUCUGCUGUGGGUUAUCAGUAUAUCCAUGGAUAGUUAAUGCUUGAGAUGCUAGAACUUUGACUAGCAGGAUGACAAUGACAGCAAGAGCCGGAUAGUGUCUUCACAAGGCCAAAUGUGAAGGCUUGGUUUAUUUCAUCCAUAUCUUCCUUCACAUUAACUCCUUGAAGAUGUGAACAAGUUCAGCAAGACACUGGAUACACAGGCAGGUCCACCAUGGGGCCUUGUGCUUAAAUACAUCAUGUUGGGUUUACAUUGCUUUUCAGAGUGAUAGAAUUAGUUCUUCUCCAAAAAGUUAUAGGCUAUUUAAUUCAUGAACAUCAAAAGAGUGUUAUGCCAUAAGAGAACAGUAUUCCUAGAAACUUUAAUAGAAAUACUUUCUUCAAAUCAUGAAUCAUAUCCUGCAACAAAGGAUUGCUUUCCUCUGUAGGAAUAACUGUUUAGUCAUAGGUCUGUCUCCCUGAACAAGAGCACAGACAGUUCCUUCUGGUUUCCUGAAACAGUAUGUUUUCACUGGCUCUCCAAUGCAAUGCUUUCUGAAAGUCUGUUUUGAACAACCUCCAUCAAGAAUCUGAAACAUUUUGAGGAAUUAUAUUAUUUCAGACCCUACCUUUCUAUCAAUUAGCUGAAGUUCUCUGAAAGCUACAUAUUGCUAACCUAGAAAAGUGCAAAGUCUUAGCUUUCUCUUUUCUCACGUCUAGAUGAAGCUCUGGGACAGCCUAUCUGGUGCUUAGUCCACAGUGAUCCACUUACACAGGCCACAUGUCUUGAGCUUCCUGGUGCUAUAGCCAAUCCAGUAUGUUUGAUGCUACUCCUGUUGCUAAUUCAAGUACUUUGUAAACUCAACUAUUUUUAUUUUAAGCUCUGUCACUAAAAAUAAUGUGAUGGGGAAAAUGUAUUUCUCCCUACCAUUGCCCACUAAAAUAAUGCCAUGACACCCAUGGUUAACUCAUUGUCUCCCCAGUAUUUCUAUACUUCUGCAUCACCAGCUGAUUCCCACACUCCUUAUGUACCUGAUGAGUACCUCAGUAUUAAAACCAGAUUAUAAUCAUAGGCUGUC